AUGAUCCAGACUGUCGGAAAUCACCUGCGAAGGGGCCUGGCCUCCGUGUUCUCCAACCGCACAUCCCGGAAGUCGGCCUCACGCACGGACAGCGACAACAUGGCCGACGGCGAGGGCUACCGGAACCCCACGGAGGUGCAGAUGAGCCAGCUGGUGCUUCCCUGCCACACCAACCAGCGUGGCGAGCUGAGCGUCGGGCAGUUGCUCAAGUGGAUCGACGCCACCGCCUGCCUGUCGGCGGAGAGGCAUGCAGGGUGCCCCUGUGUCACAGCCUCCAUGGAUGACAUCUAUUUUGAGCACACCAUUAGUGUUGGACAAGUGGUGAAUAUCAAGGCCAAGGUGAACCGGGCCUUCAACUCCAGCAUGGAGGUGGGCAUCCAGGUCGCCUCUGAGGACCUGUGCUCUGAGAAGCAGUGGUGUGUGUGCAAGGCCUUAGCCACCUUUGUGGCCCACAGGGAGCUCUCCAAGGUGAAGCUGAAGCCAACCCUGCCACGGACCGAAGAGGAGAAGACGGAGCACAGCGUGGCGGCCGAGCGCCGACGCAUGCGGCUGGUCUACGCCGACACCAUCAAGGACCUCCUCGCCAACUGCGUCAUUCAGGACGAUCUGGAGAGCAGAGACUGUAGUCACAUGGUGCCGGCCGAGAAGACGCGGGUAGAGAGUGUGGAGCUGGUCCUGCCCCCCCACGCCAAUCACCAGGGCAAUACUUUUGGGGGCCAGAUCAUGGCCUGGAUGGAGAACGUGGCCACCAUUGCAGCCAGCCGACUCUGCCGUGCCCACCCUACCCUGAAGGCCAUUGAGAUGUUCCACUUCCGGGGCCCAUCCCAGGUUGGGGACCGUCUGGUGCUCAAGGCCAUCGUGAACAACGCCUUCAAGCACAGCAUGGAGGUGGGCGUGUGCGUGGAGGCCUACCGCCAGGAGGCCGAGACCCAUCGGCGGCACAUCAACAGCGCCUUCAUGACCUUCGUGGUCCUGGGGGCAGAUGACCAGCCUCAGAUGCUGCCCUGGAUUCGGCCCCAGCCUGGGGAUGGCGAGCGGCGGUACCGAGAAGCCAGUGCCAGGAAGAAGAUCCGCCUGGACAGGCAAUACAUCGUGUCCUGUAAGCAGGCGGAGAUGCCCCUGUCUGUCCCCUGGGAUCCUAGCAACCAGGUGUGCCUGAGCUACAACAACGUCUCCUCCCUGAAGAUGCUCGUGGCCAAGGACGACUGGGUGCUGUCCUCGGAGAGCAGCCAGGUCCGCCUGUACACUCUAGAGGAGGAAAAGUUCCUCUCCUUCCACAUGGAGAUGCUGGUGCACGUGGACACAGUCCAGGCCUUCCUGCUGCUCUCUGAUCUCCGCCGGAGGCCCGAGUGGGACAAGCACUGCCGGAGCGUGGAGCUAGUGCAGCAGGUGGAUGAGGAUGAUGCCAUCUACCAUGUCAUCAGCCCCGCCCUCGGUGGUGACCCCAAGCCCCAGGACUUCAUCAUCCUGGCCUCUCGACGGAAGCCUUGUGACAUCGGGGAACCCUAUGUCAUUGCACUGAGGUCAGUUACGCUGCCCACGCACCGCGAAACCCCAGAGUACCGGCGUGGGGAGACUGUCUGCUCAGGCUUCUGCUUCUGGCGCGAGGGGGACCAGUUAACCAAGGUGUCUUACUACAACCAGGCCACCCCGGGCGUUCUCAAGUAUGUGACCACCAAUGUGACCGGCCUCUCCUCUGAGUUCUACACCACCUUCAAGGCUUGUGAACAGUUCCUCUUGGACAACCGGAACGACCUGGCCCCCAGCCUCCAGACCCUCUAA
Rangifer tarandus platyrhynchus (Svalbard reindeer) is the source of this 1782-nucleotide messenger RNA. NCBI's taxonomy places the organism in Eukaryota, Metazoa, Chordata, Mammalia, Artiodactyla, Cervidae. The record is from the annotation of a GenBank genome assembly.